This is a messenger RNA of Wyeomyia smithii (pitcher-plant mosquito), 888 nucleotides long. RefSeq lists its product as uncharacterized. The record is from RefSeq and is a predicted model, not a curated record. The coding region runs from base 1 to 888 and encodes 295 amino acids. The transcript has 2 exons. Gene Ontology annotation, molecular function: nucleic acid binding. NCBI's taxonomy places the organism in Eukaryota, Metazoa, Arthropoda, Insecta, Diptera, Culicidae.
AUGGCAUUCAUUUUGAGAAGAUCCCGUGAAGAAUCCAAACGGGUGUUAACUAGAGCUGAUGGUUGGGCUCUCCGCCUCACUCCGUACAGUUACGAGAUUGAAUAUAUUAGAGGACAUGACAACAUAGCGGACCCUUCCUCGCGGUUAUAUUCUGGAGAGGAUGACGCGUUUAACGAAGAAGUCAGUCCAUGGGAAGUUUGUCACCUGGAACCAUACAACUCCGAAUUUCUAACAGAAGACGAGAUCCGUAAAUGCACAGAGCGAGAUAGCACCCUAACGCAAGUAGUCCAAGCCAUGGAAACAAAUACGUGGCCAAAAAGCUUGAUGAAGUUCAAAUCUAUUGGAGACGAUCUCAUCUUCACUGGUGGCAUAUUCAUGAAGAAUGGUUGCGCCGUCAUUCCUCUAGAGCUUCGCGAAAAAACACUGGAGAUAGCUCACCUAGGACAUCCGCUCGAAGCUAAGUUGAAAAGCAUCCUUCGUCGACGUGUAUGGUGGCCGGGAAUGGCUACGGAUGCAGAAAAGUGGCUUAAAUCCUGUGCCAUUUGUUCAGUAAACGGAAGACCAGAGAAACCUCCUCCCAUGCAAAGAUUAUUCGCUCCGAAAGGACAAAACGGUUUGGUAGAGGGUUUCAUGAAAAUAGUAAAUAAGGCUAUGUCAGCCGCAAUAUCCUCGGGAGCAAGCUAUCAAAAAGAACUGUAUGCUGCAGUCCAAUCUUAUAACGCUGCAGAUCACAGUAUUACAAAACUACCCCCAGAAGAAAUGAUGACCGGCCGUAAGAUCAGACGUGGACUUCCACUUUUGAACUACGGUAAAUCCGGAUAUAAUGAACAGUUGCUGGACGAAAGAGAUCGGGAAGCCAAAUUACUUUCAAUAAAGCGAGAGGACUAA